AUGUCGAAUAGGCCGUCGGCGCUGAUGCCGAAAACGUUGUCCGACGCCUUCGCCGCCGCUGUGCUCCUCUCCUCCAAUGACAAGCCAGAUACGCUCCCGCCGGGGAGGCUCUCGCCCGUCUCCCCGCUCCCGCCCUCCUCCAAGCACCUUACCCCGAGCUCCUCCUUAGGGUCCUCUGGCUCGAUCUCCAGGGCGUCUGCCUUCGUGCUCGCGUCCGCUGGCUUCACCCCUAGGAGGAGCCACUCUGGGGGAAUCCCGCUCCCUUCCGAAGGGACUCCCCAAGGGGGACGCCUAGGCCUCCGUCGGACUGGCUCCGAACCUAGCUCCUACUCCAGCUCCGCCACCUCACCGCUCACCAAGGCGCUCCCGACAGGGAACAUCUGCCCCGCCGGCCGAUUCGGCAAGCCGCGACCUUCCUUGGCUCCGCCCCAUUCAAUCCGCCACAGCGUGCUCGGUUCCGGUACCGCAAAGUACGGCCAUGGAAGCAUCAUGCGCUCGCGCAACCGCGGCGGCAUACCCGUCAAGGGGGACGUGCAGGUCAGAUGGGCCAUGUCCAGCACUGACCUAGAGGAGCUGAAGAGGAUCGGGAACGAACAGUACAAGAAGGGGUAUUUUGAGGAGGCGCUCAGGCUGUACGACCGCGCGCUCGCCAUGUGCCCGGACAAUGCAGCAUGUCGGGCCAACCGGGCUGCCGCACUCACUGGGCUUCGCCGCUUUGGCGAGGCUAUCAAGGAGUGUGAGGAGGCUGUGCGCAUCGAUCCAUCAUACGGGCGCGCGCACCAGAAACUCGUCUCCCUGCAUAUAAGGUUGGGACACAUUGAGGAUGCUCAGAAGAACCUUUCCCUGGCAACCCAACAGCCUGAUCUCCUAGAGUUACUCAAAUUACAAACAGUGGAAAAGCACCUAGGAAGAUGUCUUGAUUCACGGAAGGUUGGGGACUGGAAGAGUGUGCUGAGAGAAUGUGAUGCCGCUAUUGCGGCGGGAGCUGACUCCUCUGCUCUGCUCUUUGCUUCAAGAGCAGAAGCUCUUCUCCGGCUCAAUCUGCUCAAUGAGGCUGAUAUGGCCAUCGAUAGUGCUUCCAAGUUGAAUUGUUCAUCUUCAUGCACCUCAGACACCAAAUUUUGUGGGUUCCUCGCUAACGCAUACCUCGAUUACGCGCAUGCUCAAGUUGACAUGGCAUUGGGAAGGUUUGAUCGUGCUGUCUCUUCAAUUGAUAAAGCCAAGGAAAUGGAUCCAAAAAAUGCUGAAGUUAUAGCAAUGCAUAACAAUGUGAAAGCUGUUGCAAGAGCACGAUAUCUAGGGAAUGAACUCUUCAGGUCUGGACAAUUUUCAGCAGCUUGUUUAGCUUUUGGCGAAGGGCUCAAGUAUGACCCUGUAAAUCCAGUCCUGCAUUCCAAUAGGGCAGCUUGCCGGUUCAAGCAAGAGCAGUGGGAGAAGUGCAUUGCGGACUGCAAUGAAACACUAAAGAUUCAACCCAACUAUACCAAGGCUCUGCUCAGGCGGGCAGUUUCCUAUGGAAAGAUGGAGCGAUGGGCUGAAUGUGCGAAGGAUUAUGAGAUUCUCAGAAAGGCGCUCCCAGGUGACACCGAGGUGACUCAGGCCUAUUUCCAUGCUCAGGAUGCUCUCAAGUCAUAUCGGGGUGAGGAGAUAUCUAACUUGAAGUUUGGAGGAGAGGUUAAAGCAAUUACAGGAAUGGAACAAUUCCAAACGGCUACUUCUUUGCCAGGUGUCUCCGUCGUCUAUUUCAUGACACCUUCGAAUCAGCGAUGCUGCAAGAUUUCCCCGUUUGUGAACGCACUGCGUACCAAAUACCCUUCUGUUAAUUUCCUCAAGGUGGAUGUAACCGAGAGCCCUGCUGUUGCGCGCGCAGAGAAUGUGAGGACACUUCCAACAUUCAAGAUCUACAAAAAUGGUACGAGAGUGAAGGAGAUGAUUUGCCCCAGCCAACAGCUGCUGGAGUGUUCAGUGAGGCAUUACGGGACAUGA
Molecule: messenger RNA, 1986 nt
Organism: Brachypodium distachyon (stiff brome)
Lineage: Eukaryota; Viridiplantae; Streptophyta; Magnoliopsida; Poales; Poaceae
Product: inactive TPR repeat-containing thioredoxin TTL3
Exons: 7
Coding region: 1-1986 (661 amino acids)
Cellular component (GO): cytoplasm
Molecular function (GO): protein binding
Source: RefSeq, a predicted model, not a curated record